GUUGCUUAUUAUUAUUUUUAGUGCCUUUAGUGGGUAGUUGACUGUUUUAAUGCUUUGCAGCAUUAUCUUUUCUGGUUUUUGGCCUUAUUUCUUUGCUUAAGUAUCUCGAAUGCAUUUUAUCCAAGACCCACUUCAGAAGGAAAUGUCAAUACUUAUUACAGAGGGAUUGUUUUGCUUCCUGCCUUCUCUGGAGGAUGCUGCAAGGGGAGGGGAGCAGACUGCGGGUGGCUGAGUGUGUGGGUGUGUGAUACGUGUCUAGCUGUACUGUGCUCCAUGGCUGCCCCACCUGCCAUAAGUCUUUCCUGCUCCCUCCCAUCUCAUAAGCAUAGCAAACACAGGAUGCAUGGGGAAAGCAACAGCAGGAGCCAAUCAGGACACAGCAAGGCGGGUCGAGUUGCAUGUGCUCUUGUUUGUGUACGUGCAAAAGACAGCUCCCGGCAGAGAGGGCGGGAUUGCAGCCAGAGUGUCUCACUGUUCUUUAGCUGGCACUGCCAGUCUUGGGUUAGAUUCACUGGAUAGAGUAAAGCUGUGCUGGAAGUCAACCAAUCCAACCACAACUUUUGCCGCAAGUAUACUGGAGGAAGGCAAGAAGAAAUAAUGUUACUGUUGGAUUGCAACACAGAGGCUGAUGGGCAGAGCCACCUUCUGGAAGCUGGGACUGAAGUGAAUUUAGCUGCUGAUGGAUUUUGUCAGUCCCCAGCUCAUCUGGCUGCUUGUGGAGGACAUGCUUUCUUCCUACUUUGGCAACAGCAGACAGGAGCCAAUCUGAACCAACAGGACUGGAUUGGGGAAGCUCCAAUUCACAAGGCAGCUAAAGUUGGGAGUUUGGAGUGUCUCACUUUGCUGGUUGCCAGUCAUGCUGACAUUGACUUGCGCAAUAAGAAUGGUGAAACAGCAGAAGACCUUGCAUGGGCUUUUGGAUUUUUGGACUGUGCACAGUUCCUCAGGAAAAUGAAACACAUUCAAAACAGGAAAGCAAUAACACAGCUUAGUUACUCUCUGCAUGAUGACAGCUUGCUUAAAGACACAGAGGCAAGACAGAAACGAGCAUAUGAAAGCAAGAGAUCCAUAAGCAAGAAGAGGAGGAGAUCAAAUGAAUAAAGAUGAAGUCUUCGAUGUCACGUGAAAGCCAAUUACUGCAAGAAGACGUGUGAACACUAAGAACUUUACAAAGAAAUAAGUCUGCAUCUCAAAACCAA
This is a messenger RNA of Podarcis muralis (Common wall lizard), 1199 nucleotides long. NCBI's taxonomy places the organism in Eukaryota, Metazoa, Chordata, Lepidosauria, Squamata, Lacertidae. The record is from RefSeq and is a predicted model, not a curated record.